AUGACUCGCUUUUUUGGUCUUCGAGGCAACAGCCUCAAUAUAGCAGCCAUUCUGGGUGUCCUCAUGCCUGGUAUCCUCACAACCGGCUACAACGCAUCAUCACUGGGAGGUGUGUUGGACCUCAAAAACUUUGAAGAGCAAUUCCCCGAAAUCGACCUCGAUACCUCCGCCAAUAGGUCAUAUGCGUCCACUAUUCAAGGCAUUGUUGUGGCAGCAUAUCCAAUUGGUGUGUUCUUUGGGACACUCUCUUGCAUCUGGCUAGGCGACAGAUUUGGUCGCCGACGUACUAUCAUGGCGGGAUCGGUUAUCCAAGCCAUAGGUUCUGUGUUGAUGGCAAGCGCAUGCUUCCUCAGCAUGUUGAUCGCCUCUCGGAUAGUUCUGGGCUUUGGCACUGGCGUGCUUCUAGCCACCAUUCCCCUUUGGCAGUCUGAGAUUUCGCCCGCUAACAAGCGUGGAGCCCAUGUUGGCAUGAAGGGAAUCUUCAGCGGCCUCGGCUGUGCGCUAUCGCUUUUCCUCGACUAUGGAAUGUCCUUCACGCGAGGCAGUGUUUCCUGGAGAUUUCCAUUUGCCUUUGUUGUGCUACUCUCCCUCGCUGUUCUGGUGUUCAUAAUCUUCCUACCGGAAUCUCCCCGCUGGCUGAUCAGACAAGGGCGGAUUGCCGAGGCUAGCGAAGUUCUAGCUGCUCUUGAGGACACCUCUGUCGACGAUGAGUCCGUCCAGUCGCAAGUCAGAGACGUUCAAACGUCAUUGGAUCUGGCUGGAAAAAAGUCUCUCGGGCAAAUUUUCCACAUGGGUCCUCAGAAGACCUUUCACCGAGCCAUGCUAGCUGUUGCAGCUAUGCUAUUUUUACAGCUCACUGGAUCCACAGUCAUCACCUUCUACACAACCGCGAUCUUUGAGAAGAACCUUCAUCUCGGGAACUCAACCUCUACAGUCCUCGCAGCCGUCUACCAACUGGUCGGUCCUAUUGGUGGUGUCUUCUGCGUUCUCAAAAUAGAAGGCCUCGGCAGGCGAGUAUUGCUUCUAGGCAGUGCGAUUGGCAACGCAGUCUGCCUCGCAUUAGUUGCUGCGCUGGGAACUCAAUCGGACAACCCAAUGGCCAUGCGUGGUGCUGUGUUUUUCAUCUUCUUGUUCCACUUUAGCUAUAUCAUCGGCUUUGGUGCGAUCCCAUACCUCUACGCUACGGAGAUUUCGCCCCUGCACCUACGAACGACUAUCAACAGCUUCAGCAUCAGCAGUUCCUGGGCUGUCAGCAUCUUGGUCACAACAGUCACUCCCAUCGCAUUCAACGCUAUGGGACAGACAUACUUCGUGAUAUUUGCAGGCUGCAACGCUGCAAUGGUGCCUCUCAUUUACUACUUGCUUCCCGAGACCUCUGGUCGGAGUCUCGAAGAAAUGGACAAAAUAUUUGCUCUUUCUGGAGGAGUUCUUGAUGUGGUCAAAGUUGCACGGCUUCUUCCUCAUGGAAAGCCUUUGGAUAUUUCAUCCGAGAAGGAUGGUGGCCUAAAUUUCAAGCGCCCCGAACUUGAACUUCGUGAGGUUCAUUCCCCAUGA
Penicillium soppii is the source of this 1554-nucleotide messenger RNA. RefSeq lists its product as uncharacterized. Gene Ontology annotation, molecular function: carbohydrate:proton symporter activity. Lineage: Eukaryota; Fungi; Ascomycota; Eurotiomycetes; Eurotiales; Aspergillaceae. The transcript is spliced from 2 exons. Gene Ontology annotation, cellular component: membrane. The record is from RefSeq and is a predicted model, not a curated record. Bases 1 to 1554 code for a protein of 517 amino acids. Gene Ontology annotation, biological process: transmembrane transport; carbohydrate transport.